This is a messenger RNA of Nipponia nippon (crested ibis), 1577 nucleotides long. Its product is annotated as pancreatic alpha-amylase. Gene Ontology annotation, molecular function: cation binding; alpha-amylase activity. Gene Ontology annotation, biological process: carbohydrate metabolic process. The record is from RefSeq and is a predicted model, not a curated record. NCBI's taxonomy places the organism in Eukaryota, Metazoa, Chordata, Aves, Pelecaniformes, Threskiornithidae.
AUGCAAGUCCUCCUCCUCCUCGCAGCUGUAGGGUUUUGCUGGGCCAACCCUAAUAUUCUCUCUGGGAGGACGUCUAUUGUACAUCUCUUUGAAUGGCGCUGGGCGGAUAUUGCUCUUGAGUGUGAACGCUAUUUAGCUCCUAAUGGAUUUGGAGGAGUUCAGGUUUCACCUCCAAGUGAAAAUAUUGUCAUUACUAACCCAAACAGACCCUGGUGGGAAAGAUACCAGCCCAUCAGCUACAAGCUCUGCACUCGGUCAGGAAAUGAAAAUGAAUUCAGAGACAUGGUGACCAGAUGCAACAACGUUGGAGUUCAUAUUUAUGUGGAUGCUGUUGUCAACCACAUGUGUGGGGCUGCGGGUGGCGCAGGUACCCAUUCUACCUGUGGAAGCUAUUUUAAUGCUGGGAACAGGGAUUUUCCAGCUGUGCCAUACUCUGGCUGGGAUUUCAAUGAUGGCAGAUGUCGAACUGGAAGUGGAGAAAUUGAAAAUUAUGGUGAUAUAUACCAGGUCCGAGACUGCCGCUUGGUUAGCCUUCUUGAUCUGGCCCUGGAGAAGGACUAUGUACGCUCAAAAGUUGCUGAGUACAUGAACCAUCUCAUUGAUAUUGGUGUAGCGGGCUUCCGGAUUGAUGCUGCCAAGCAUAUGUGGCCUGGGGACAUAAGAGCAUUUCUGGACAAGCUGAAAAAUCUAAAUACUAAAUGGUUUUCUGCAGGAACAAAACCUUUCAUUUACCAGGAGGUAAUUGACUUGGGCGGAGAGCCGAUCAAAGGCAGUGACUACCUUGGAAACGGGCGAGUGACAGAAUUCAAAUAUGGUGCAAAACUGGGGACAGUGAUCCGCAAGUGGAACGGAGAAAAGAUGGCCUACUUAAAGAACUGGGGAGAAGGCUGGGGCUUUGUGCCUUCCGACAGAGCCCUGGUCUUUGUGGACAAUCACGACAACCAGCGGGGGCACGGGGCCGGUGGAGCUUCCAUUCUGACCUUCUGGGACCCCAGGCCUUACAAAAUGGCAGUUGGUUUCAUGCUUGCUCAUCCGUAUGGGUUCACACGUGUGAUGUCGAGUUUUCGCUGGCCAAGAUAUUUUGUAGAUGGACGGGACAUCAAUGACUGGAUGGGACCACCAAGUCACUCGGAUGGAUCAAUAAAGCCUGUUACAAUCAAUGCAGACACUACCUGUGGCGACGCCUGGGUUUGCGAACAUCGCUGGCGUCAAAUAAAGAACAUGGUUAUCUUCCGUAAUGUGGUGGAUGGUCAGCCUUUCUCCAACUGGUGGGACAAUGGCAGCAAUCAAGUAGCUUUUGGCCGUGGUAAUAAAGGCUUCAUCGUUUUCAAUAAUGAUGACUGGAAUAUGAAUGUCAGUUUGCAAACGGGAUUGCCUGCUGGUACCUACUGCGAUGUUAUUUCUGGACAAAAGGAGGGCAAUAAAUGUACUGGAAAACAGGUGUACGUUUCUGGUGAUGGAAUGGCUAAUUUCCAGAUUAGUAACAAUGCUGAAGAUCCAUUCGUUGCAAUUCACGUUAAUGCCAAGUUAUAACUCAGUUGAAAAUGUGUUUCUUCCAUUGGUCUGUAUAUUUACUG